This is a messenger RNA of Ananas comosus (pineapple), 4203 nucleotides long. RefSeq lists its product as uncharacterized. Gene Ontology annotation, biological process: signal transduction; protein phosphorylation. Gene Ontology annotation, cellular component: cytoplasm. The transcript has 9 exons. Gene Ontology annotation, molecular function: protein binding; ATP binding; protein kinase activity. The record is from RefSeq and is a predicted model, not a curated record. The coding region runs from base 468 to 3584 and encodes 1038 amino acids. NCBI's taxonomy places the organism in Eukaryota, Viridiplantae, Streptophyta, Magnoliopsida, Poales, Bromeliaceae.
UGGAUUCCCCUUUCUCUCUCCUCACAGACUGUCGCCACGUGUCACCGACCUGGCGUGAACCCAGGACACCUCCCCCCUUCUCCCCCCCUCUCCCCCGUUAGGGGAGGGCGUAGAGAGAGAGAGAGAGAGAGAGAGGGAGAGAGAGAAAAAGUGGAGAUUAGAAAGGGCGGAGGUGUCCAGCGAUGGCGCUGUUCCCGCAAUGGCAUAAUCCCCACAUAUUCCUCCCCUCAAUAAUUCUCUCUCUUUAAUUAAUCCACUACAAGCGCAGCGAAACCCACAACAAGAGAAUACGAUUCAGUUAUUUAGCCCCUCUUUUCUCAAUCAUUCCAAUUCCAAUUCCAAUUCUCUCGGAAAUUGUUCCUUCUCUUUUCAAUAUUUUUGUUUUAAAUUAAAUCGUGUUUCCCUUCCCAGAUCGACGCUGCCGCUGUCGGCCUGCCUAAUCUUCUCUUAUCUGAUUGAUUGAUUGCAUGGUAUCUGGACUUCCUUCUUGCGAUGAUGGGCCGCCGCUGCAGCAGCAGCAGCAGCAGCAGCGGAGCUGCACGGCGAAGUUCCUCUGCAGCUUCGGCGGCAGCGUGCUCCCGCGCCCGCUGGACGGCCGCCUGCGCUACGUCGGCGGAGAGACGCGCAUCGUGGCCGUGCCCCGCGACGUCUGCUUCGCCGACCUCCUCCUCCGCCUCCGCGACGUCUUCGACGGCGUCGACGCCAUCAAGUACCAGCAGCCCGACGAGGACCUCGACGCGCUGGUCUCCGUCGUCAACGACGACGACGUCCAGAACAUGAUGGAGGAGUACGACAAGCUCGUCGCCGCCGGCGAGAGCUUCACCCGCCUCCGAAUCUUCCUCUUCUCCCACCACCACCUGCUGCUUCUGCAGCAGAACGACGGAUUCGAUCCGGCGGCGGCGGCGGCGGCGGCGUCGAUCGCCGCGGACGAUCGCGAGACCGAGAGGCGGUACGUCGACGCGCUCAACAGCCUCGCCGACGCCAAGGCGGCCGCCGCGGGAUCCUGCUCGCCGCCCGACCUCCCCCCCGACCAAUUCUACGGCGGCGGCGGCGCUGAUCUCGUCGGCUUGCGCCAUUUGAACAUCCCCUGCCCGUCCCCCGCGCAGAGAUUCGGCGGCGGCGAUGUCGAUUCGCCGUUCAGCCCCGCCUACUUCUCUCCCGGGGGAUUCCCCCAUGCCCAUGAGUACAGGGACUUCCCCCCCUCGCCCUCCUCCGCAAGGUUCCACAUUGGGAUGGGGGAGUUCGGCGAUUCGCCGAAUAUGCAAAUGCACCCCCUGCCGCCGCCGCCGCCGCCGCCGCAGCCGCAGAUGGAUAGCAUGGUCUGGCUCCCCCCCGGAGCGGCGGUGCAGGAGAAGGCCGGAUUCCCGACCAAUUUGGGCCAUCCGCAUAGCGUUGUUGACGCGAACGUUGUUUGCGAGCAUUGCUGCAAGGUUGUGCAGAGGGGGCAGGGUGCUAUGUCGGAUUCUCGGUAUAUCGAUUCCCGGUGGAAAAAUGAGUACGCCGGUCACUUCCCUAGUUCGUGUGCGGAUUGCUACCGGAGUAGAGAGGCGUAUAUGUUAAACCAAGAUCCAAGCGACCCCCACUAUUGUUACUAUAACGAGGUUCACGGUCACGACAGAGGAUACUUCGUGCACCAUAACUACGGCAAUCAUCGAAUUGACGAUCCGAGAGUGCACUUGUCCGGAAACGGAAGAGUGAGCGACCACUAUCUUGCAGAUGGCAAUCCGGUGAAUGUUCCUUUUGCGCACGGUCAUUAUUACGAUGGCCAUUCGAAUGGCAUCAUCAACGACGAUUGUCGUUACCUUCGACCCAAUGCGGACGUUGGGAACGAUGUAUUCCAUGCCCAACAGACAGGCGGAGCCGGUCCGUACACACAGAUCUCGGGUCUCAAAAGUCAAACUUCCGUGUAUGGCGCUGAAGGCCUUUACCAACUGCCGCCUAACUUGCCACCUAUCCCAUCUUUGAGGAGGAAUAUACAAGUACCUACUCCGAAUGGCGGAACCAAUUCGGGCUUUAUGCGAGGUACACCGGAUGGGAGUCCUAGGUUGCAUUACGCAGCGGAAGAUCAAGUUCAGAACCAAUGGCCUUUAUUGAAUGACAACAUUUCACAAAAAGGUCUCGGCUUUGAUGGAUUGGCCGGCCCAGAGUUCACUCAUCACCAGGGUCCUAGGUUGCAGCUGAAUGUUACUGUUCCGGAUUCUGUUCAUUACCAAUCCGGACGAGUAUAUCCAGAAGUUCCACCGCAAACAAUAACCACUGCACCGAUUCUCUCGGGCUCAAAACCUCGAGCUUCGGAGGAGAAUAACCUGGUUAGAGAAGUGCAUGAAUCAAUACAUGCAGAGGCAGCAAAGGAAGUGGGAGAGUCGGAGAUUGAUAUAAAUACAGUGAAGCCUAUUGAAGAGGAAGGUCAUGAUUCCAAACACGAUGAAGCUGAUGCUCUUGCCAGUAAUGAAUGUGAGCACAUUUCAGAGGAAGCUUUGAGCUUCUUGCCUGAGUUGAUUGCCUCUGUGAAGAAGGCGGCAUUGGAGGGCGCUGAAGAUGUUGUGGCAAAGGCUGAAGAAAAUGAUGAUUCCAGUUCUUCUCCUGUUUCGGACAAGAAGGACUCGCCUUUACAGGAAUUGGCGCCUCCAAAUGCCAAUGAAGAACCAGAUAAUGACGAAAAUGACAGUGCUGAACAGCAGAAAAUUUCCAAGAUAGAACCCACAACCGCAGAAUUUGAAGCUUUGGCCAAGGGCUUACAGACAAUCAGAAAUGAUGAUUUGGAAGAAAUUAGAGAGCUGGGUUCGGGUACAUAUGGCUCUGUAUUCCAUGGCAAAUGGAGAGGUUCAGAUGUUGCUAUAAAAAGAAUAAAAGCUAGCUGCUUCGCUGGGAAGCCAUCCGAGAGAGAGCGUCUGAUUGCGGACUUCUGGAGAGAGGCUCUGAUUCUCAGUUCACUGCAUCAUCCAAAUGUAGUUUCUUUCUACGGUGUAGUUCGCGAUGGACCUGAUGGAAGUUUAGCAACUGUUACAGAGUUCAUGGUGAAUGGAUCUCUCAAGCAAUUUCUGCAGAAAAAGGACAGAACAAUUGAUCGAAGAAAAAGAUUAAUUCUAGCCAUGGAUGCAGCAUUUGGGAUGGAGUAUUUGCAUGGGAAGAACAUAGUUCAUUUUGACCUAAAAUGUGAAAAUUUACUAGUGAAUAUGCGAGAUCCACAUCGACCUGUCUGCAAGAUUGGUGAUCUAGGUCUAUCCAAGGUGAAGCAACAUACUUUGGUGUCGGGUGGUGUUCGUGGAACUUUACCAUGGAUGGCGUCUGAGCUUUUAAGUGGCAAAAGUAAUAUGGUAUCAGAAAAAAUCGAUGUUUACUCCUUUGGGAUCGUCAUGUGGGAGCUGCUUACUGGGGAAGAGCCAUAUGCUGAUAUGCGAUGUGCUUCCAUAAUUGGGGGGAUCGUGAAUAACUCUUUACGUCCUCAAAUCCCGACCUGGUGCGAUCCUGAAUGGAAAUCUCUGAUGGAAAGUUGUUGGGCCUCUGAUCCUGCUGGGAGGCCAUCAUUCUCUGAAAUUUCUCAAAAGUUGAGGAAAAUGGCUGCUGCAAUAAAUGUGAAGUGAAAGUAUUGAUGAUCCAUGCUGAAGAGCUUAAACUCGUUUUCAAGAAGUGAUCGUAAGAUGCUUCGACCUAAGGCUAUAGUGUUCCAUAGAUCUUGCCGGCUUUUGACGAGAGAGUUAUCUUCUCAGAUAUAUCUUAAGUUCUUUGUUGUUGCCGUAUAUGGCAUUUAUUCUUCAUGUAGUGCGACUACCAUUUUAUCAUAUUUGUACAGUACUUGCUUUCCUAUGGAAGAGCAUGAAGGUUUGAUUAAAAUGAGUUAUUGCAGAGCAUCAAGAAUCUUUGGCUGUUAUCUGGCACUGGUAUAUUAUAGUCUUUUUCUUCUCGGUGGGAGUUGGUAUGUACUAAUGUAAAUAAAUUUUGAGUUGCACAAUCUUCUGCCCUUAUGAGGGGACAGUGCGUCAUGCUUCGAUUAUGAGAACUUUAUCGCAAUUUUGCCAUAUUAGCCAGUGAGGAUGAACCUCUACGUUGGACCAUAAAUAAGUCAAAUAUAGAUAUCUCCUAUUAUCCAUUUUGUAUAGAAUUUUUUAGAAGAAUAUUGUCUUUUAUGUAUGAGACAUCCAAUAGCUGGCAUGUAUUACCUGGCUUUUCAUUCCAGUUCUUUCUAUCAUGCAUAUAUUAUAU